Tribolium castaneum (red flour beetle) is the source of this 1005-nucleotide messenger RNA. Its product is annotated as enoyl-CoA hydratase, mitochondrial. Gene Ontology annotation, biological process: fatty acid beta-oxidation. Gene Ontology annotation, cellular component: mitochondrion. The coding region runs from base 3 to 980 and encodes 325 amino acids. The transcript is spliced from 3 exons. Lineage: Eukaryota; Metazoa; Arthropoda; Insecta; Coleoptera; Tenebrionidae. Gene Ontology annotation, molecular function: enoyl-CoA hydratase activity. The record is from RefSeq and is a predicted model, not a curated record.
UUAUGACCAACUUUGCUGUUUACCGGGUUGCUGAUAAACAGGCAAAGACUUUGAACCGGUUUAACAAAUUUUUAUCUAUUAACACAGUGACAAUGGCAGCGAAAAGUUUGGCUCGGUUUGUGGUCUCCAGAAUUUCCACCCCCGCCUCCAACAAGGCAUUCCUUAACAACCCCAACAUCAAAUUCUACAGCGUUCAAAAAAACUUCGAAUUUAUUAAAACGCACAAAGCUGGGGCCCGCAACAAUGUGGGGGUGAUUACUCUGAACCGGCCAAAGGCCCUUAAUGCCCUUUGCAACGGCUUGAUGCAGGAAGUUGCCGACGCUUUGGACGUGUUUGAGAAGGACAACGACGUGGGGGCUAUCAUAAUCACCGGUAGCGAAAAGGCCUUUGCUGCAGGUGCCGACAUCAAAGAAAUGCAAAACAACACUUAUUCGCAAUGCGUUCGGGGCAACUUUUUGGCCCAUUGGAACCGCGUCUCUGAGAGCGUGAAGCCGGUGAUUGCUGCCGUCAACGGCUACGCUCUGGGGGGCGGUUGCGAGCUGGCCAUGAUGUGCGACAUCAUCUACGCAGGCGAGAAUGCCAAGUUUGGGCAACCGGAGAUCUUGAUUGGGACCAUUCCGGGGGCUGGGGGCACCCAGAGGUUGACGAGGGUUGUGGGGAAGUCCAAGGCUAUGGAGAUGGUGCUCACGGGGGAUCAAGUGCCGGCGCACGAGGCCGAGAAGAUGGGUCUGGUCAGUAAAGUCUUCCCGGUUGAGAAACUGAUGGACGAAACGGUCAAACUAGCGGAGAAAAUUGCGAAAAAUUCGCACCUAGUUAACGGAAUGUGCAAGGAGUCGGUCAAUACAGCGUACGAAACGACGCUCAGAGAGGGGCUCCACUUCGAGAAACGGAUGUUCCACGGGACCUUCGCUACUAAAGACCGCAAAGAAGGAAUGACUGCUUUUAUUGAGAAACGGGCCCCGAAUUUCACAAAUGAAUAAUUUUUUUAAUACAUAAUGUUUGAAA